AUGGGUGAUGUGCAUGAUAAUUGGGGAAAUCAACUUGAUCCGCAUUUUAUUCGGCUCGGCAUGACUUGCGCUAUUGUGUUUCGAUACCACCAUGUUCGAGGAAAAAAUUCACAAAAAAAGAAGUGCAAUUUGUUCAGUGGAAGAGGCCAUUGUAAAGGUGAAAAAUGUCCUGUGAAAGUUACGGUCGAAGCUGAAGAUGAACCAAAAAACAAAGCCAUUCAAAAAAUAGGAGCGCUAGGUGUUUAUGAGCGUAAUUUACGAUAUGCUAAUGAAGAUCCUCUGAAAGAAGGCAAUUUUACUGAAGUACCGUCAAUAGAUGUGCUGAAAACAGCUAAGCAACGGUAUAAUAAGAAGUAUCGUCUCGAUGAAGAUUAUUUUCAAGAAUUGCGCAUGUCUGGAUUUUUUACUCGGUGUACUGAUGACGAAUCUGAAGAUAUUAAAGGUGAGAAUUUUUACAUUCUAUUAAUAAUUGACAUCCCUAGAUGUUUCAUAAAUUUUUUUUAAAAUAUAAUUUCGAAGCGAUGCAUAUUAUUAUAUAGAGGUUGUAUUACAUUUAUCACCUUAGUUCUAUUAGUCCGAAUCUUCUAAAGAAUGUGAUAAUCAUUUUUUAAUUGUACUUCUAUAUCUAUAUAUAUAAAGAAGAAAGUUUGUUUGUAUGUUUGUUCUCCAUGCAUUCAGUCCCUGUAAGAGCUAAAGCAGCCAAAAUUUGCAUGGCACACCCUUGGGUCCAGGAGAAGGUCAAGAGGGGGUCGGCGA
Messenger RNA from Didymodactylos carnosus, 756 nucleotides. Lineage: Eukaryota; Metazoa; Rotifera; Eurotatoria; Philodinida; Philodinidae. The record is from the annotation of a GenBank genome assembly.